Messenger RNA from Homarus americanus (American lobster), 953 nucleotides. RefSeq lists its product as uncharacterized. The transcript has 3 exons. The record is from RefSeq and is a predicted model, not a curated record. Lineage: Eukaryota; Metazoa; Arthropoda; Malacostraca; Decapoda; Nephropidae. Bases 173 to 736 code for a protein of 187 amino acids.
ACGCACACUCCAGAAGUCGGGCCAACGCUACCAUCAUCGUCGUCCUCGCCAGUCCAGCUCAGGUCAAGCUCAAGAUGUGUUGGUAGAGACCGAAAGUCACACACACACACAGGUAACAUCAAGUGGGAAGGUACACUCAGGUGUUGUGGAGCUUGUCAUCCCGGUACAAGACAUGAACUCUCUUGCUAUAUUUUUUGCAUUGGCUUUGGUGGGCGGGACAUGGGCGUGGAGCAGUAGCGAGGUGUCGUGUACCUCGUGCGGUUCUGAGUGUCAGUCGGCAUGUGGCACCAGGAACUUCCGUGCCUGCUGCUUCAACUUCCAGAGGCGCCGCCGAGCUGACCCUCGCUCUCACAGCAGUGCAGGCGUCAAUGAGGCUGACUCCAUGGCACUUGAGGGCCUGCUGAAGCCCGACGUGAGUGGUACCAAGGACUCUCAUCUCUCACAGAUUCUACACUUACUCUCCCGCGCCCUUGCCGAAUCCAAGACCGACCCUGCCUUCUACAAGGACCCGCCUUCGCUAUCCUCUGUCCUCUCCCCGCUAGUGCAGGAGUCUACUGAGGAGGAGACAGACGACACUUCCGACCUCCUGCCCAGCAGCGGGGGAGACAGUGAUGAUCCUCCCCUCGACAAUGUGAUCUAUCUGGCCUUCAAACGUCCUUCUCCAUCCCUCAAUCAACUCCAGCACCAAAACCUCCACCAGCGCUACACUCCUUCUCCAACAAGCAUUAAAAUAUAAGGAGCCUCUUUGUCUCUCCCUCACCGCCACACCUGUUCACCUGACUCUACUUGACUUCGCCCAUAUUUAGGUCAAAACAAUAUUAUUGUCACCAGGUUAUGAGUUCAAGGCUCACAGAGACAAAUGUCUGCAUUAUCCACAUAACCAACUUAAAAAGAGUUUUGGAAGGCGCUCAUACUUCAUGACCAUGAUGUAUCAAAUAAAUGCUUCAUUCUGA